CCACUGCCUCUUAAAAGUGAGCUCAUCUGGCACUGGGUUGCAUUGAAGUCCUCCACUGUGCCUGAAGGAAGAAUGCUUUUGGGUGGUGGGAACGUGGAGAAGAUGUGGUAUGUCCAGCUGUCCCUUGGAGUGUUAACCAUCUUGAUCAUGACGGCGUAUGUCCCAUCUACACAUGGAGAGCCUUUUUUACUACAAGAGAAUCGAGUGCUUCCGGAGAGAGAAGACACAAAUCACAAGGACACACUGCUGACUCUGCUUCUGAAUAAGAAACUCGCAUGGCAGAGACCAGAAAAUAUUGACUGGGAGCUGGCAAAGAAAUUUGAAGAGCUUGAACAGCUGGAGAAGUUGAAGGAUCAGCUCUCAACUGAGGAAGGGUCAGAGGUGGCCUAUGCCUUGGAAAGCCUCUCAGCAUCCCAGCCCAAAAAACGCGCCUGCUUUUGGAAAUACUGCAUCUGAAGGCUUGCCAGGACUGGAGGAUGAAGAUGAGCCCUUCCCCAAACUGCCUUGCUGGGUAUAAAUGUGUUACGAGUUUGUUCUGUCCUCUCAUCGUGCUAACUCAGAUGCCAUCCUCCACAACCACACCACAGCCAAGUAUAACAGGGACCGUCACAGGAGCUAGUAGCCCACUACCACUCUCCACUGUUCCUUCCUUCCAGGUUUAACCUAUGGUCAUCUUCUACUUGGAAGAUGCUUCCCAACGUUCCUUGCUGUCCUGUGUGUGCCAUUCAGUCUGCUGCCACUGUACACUCUUCCCUUUCUUACCAGGUCUCC
Balearica regulorum gibbericeps (East African grey crowned-crane) is the source of this 771-nucleotide messenger RNA. It is a transcript of the gene UTS2B, whose product is annotated as urotensin 2B. The record is from RefSeq and is a predicted model, not a curated record. Gene Ontology annotation, biological process: blood vessel diameter maintenance; regulation of blood pressure. Gene Ontology annotation, molecular function: G protein-coupled receptor binding; hormone activity. Gene Ontology annotation, cellular component: extracellular region. NCBI's taxonomy places the organism in Eukaryota, Metazoa, Chordata, Aves, Gruiformes, Gruidae.